AUGGACAACCAAAUCACGGAGCAGCGCAGCAGCAGCGAUUCUCAAGACGACCAACAAUCAGAUGAGUCUAUUCAAAGUGUUGUUCCAACCAUUUCAAUAUCUGAUUUAUCUCAUAAUGCACAUUGCAGCAAGGACAUUCCGAAACCUAUAUACCCUCAAUCAUACCAAUCAAGAACUUCAUCAAGCACUGGAGAGUUCAAGCCUACACUCACGUGCGAGGAGUUGAAUGGGUUGGAACGAACUAUCAACGCGGAUUGGAAGGAGAUGCUCGACGUUCAUACAAGUUUAAGCGACGAGUUAAAUCCAACUCAAGAGGACAUCAUCAAAGAAUCCUUCCAGAGCGCAACAGUCCUGAAGAGAGAGUGUCUCAGGAUGAUCUUUCGUCUAAAUGGAGAGUUGCAGAGAAAAUCAGCUCAGAGCAACUCAACCUCAUCAAGUCAGUUACAUCAAUUAAAGCGCAUCAGCUUACCUCCAUUCGAUGGGAGGCACUCAGAAUGGGAACAAUUCAGUGACCUGUUUCAGUCAUUGGUAGGAAAGGAUCAAUCCAUCCCGCCAGUGCAGAAGCUGGUUCGACUGAAAGAAGCCCUGAGGGGAACAGCUGCUAGUCUCAUAUCUACCUUCACAGUUACUGACGAUAAUUACGAGAAAGCUUGGGAGAAGCUCGUGAGGAAGUACGAGGAUCCCAGAUUGAUCGCUCAAGCUCUAUUCAAUCGAAUCCUCAAUCUUCCAAAAAUCAGCAAGGCAACUGAGGAGAGCCUCAGCUCCAAUUCAGCAGCCGCUCUGGAGACAAUGGACCAGCUUGUAGCCAUGACUGGUCUAUCCAAGGAGCAGCUUAUCGAACAGAUGAUCGUACAUCUACUCAGGAAGUCGCUGGACACUGAGACAUUAAGAGCCUGGGAGCUGUAUGUGGGCAGCUCUAAGGAUUUUCCUACCUUGCAAGAAGUCACUAGCUUCGUUGACUCUUGCGGUAGAGGUAUCAACGCUGGCUCUAAGCUACAUGCAAACACAGAGAAAAAUCAUCAGAGUACAUCAGCAAUGCAUCAUCGAAAGAAGAGCGCUCUCGUCGUGGCGAGUGCUCAGAAAGAGCCAGGACAAACCCCAAAGGAUUUUUCAAAGGACAACUGUGCCUUCUGCAAGGAGGCACACUUCAUCUCCAGCUGUCCUAAAUUCAUCGAUCUAUCACCUGAGAAGAGGAAUGAGGUGGUGGCCAGCAAAAGGCUGUGUUUCAAUUGUCUUGGACCACAUCUGUUCUCCAAAUGUAAGAGCAGCAAGACUUGUUACACCUGCAAGAGAAGACACCACACCCUCAUUCACGGCGGAAACUCCUACACUGGAAGUGGAGGGGCCGAACGAAGACUUUCCACAGCAGGAGACCAACCAAUCGCCGGACCCUCGCAUAACGGAAUAGCACGAGAAAAUUCAUCAACAUCAAUCAUCAAUGAGAAGAUCAGUGAGCCAACGGAGAAAAUCAUCGAGGAAGGUAUCAAGAAUCAGGAAAUCAGCCAGCAGAGCAGUCAUCAUUCUUCAGGAGAUCAUCAGCACGUACUGCUUGCAACAGCACAAGCCAAAGCUUAUUCAGCAAAGGGCUAUUCACUCCUAGCAAGGAUACUAAUCGAUCAAGGCUCAGAGCUAUCAUUCGUCUCUGACUCUUUAGUGCAUCAGCUUCAACUUCAACGGAGGUCAUCAUCAAUAGAAAUAGCAGGAAUAGGAGGAAUCAAUUCAGGUCGCACGAGAGAAGUCGUUUCAAUACUUCUCCAGGCAGUUCAUGCCACGCAACAAAUUCAAAUCCACGCACAUAUUUUAAAGAAGCUAACCGCAAGACUGCCAUCGUUCUCGUGUUCGACAACCGGGAUCAACCACUUCCGAGGUCUUCAGCUAGCUGAUCCUGGCUAUCUUACACCUGGUCCAAUAGACAUCAUCAUAGGGGCGGACAUCUACGGGCGGAUCAUCGAAAACAGAGUCGUCAAGCCCAAACAAACUCACCUAGUUGGCCAACAAACGAUUUUCGGUUGGAUAAUAACCGGGCCAAUCGAGAAUCAAGGUUGUUCACCGAGAGUAUCCCUAACGGCCGUAAGGAACUCAUCGAACGAACAACUAUUAGAGCUAUUGCAAAAAUUCUGGACCCAGGAGGAGUUACCAUAUAACUCACAUCAAGAGCUAUCACCAGAGGAAAUCGAGUGCGAAGAAUUCUUUAAACGUACACACUGCAGAGAUAUCAAAGGACGGUACAUAGUGAGACUACCCUUAAGGACAUCAGCAAAGGUGCUAGGAGAAUCGAGAUUCAUUGCCUCAAGGCAACUCCAAUCAGUCACAAGGCGCCUCAAAUCAAACGAGGCCUACGCCAAACUCUACGCAGAAUUCAUCGAGGAGUACGAGUCACUUGGACACAUGAGGAAAUCAGCGGAGAGCACAGCACCCGCAAUAGCUUAUUAUCUACCGCAUCAUGGGGUUCUGCGCACAGACGCAACCACAACAAAGUUAAGAGUUGUGUUCAAUGGAUCAAGUCCAAGUUCAUCGGGGUUGUCGCUGAACGACAUCCUCUACCCUGGUGAAAAAGUUCAGGUUGACACAAUGAACGUGCUGACCUGGCUUAGAAGACAUCGGUUCACAUUUGGAACGGACAUCGUGAAGAUGUUCAGACAAAUAGCAGUGCAUGAAGACGAUUGGGAUCUACAAAGGAUUCUGUGGCUUAACAAGAAUCAUGAGCUCAUCAUCUAUAGACUUACCACAGUAACCUAUGGACUCAAUUGCUCUCCAUGGCUCUCACUUCGAGUCCUUCAACAAUUAGCCGAAGACGAAGGACAUCGCUAUCCAGCCGCAGUCGAGACUCUCACCAAAGGCCGUUAUGUAGAUGACAUUUACGGCGGAGCAGACACAGUACAUCAGCUUAAAGAAAUCGCUUGGCAGCUACAAGGUCUCUGCGAAGCAGGAGGAUUUCCUCUACAGAAGUGGAAUACCAACUGCCCAACGGCGCUGGAAGAUUUAGGUUUAUCAACUAAUUCAUCACCUAUCCAAUUCGAGGAGUCUAUUACUAAGGUGCUCGGACUGUGCUGGCACCAAUCGAGUGACACAUUUCGUUACAAAUCCAAGGAGUUCACCUCACAGACCUUUACUAAGAGAUCAGUGCUAUCAGAGAUAGCCCAACUAUUCGAUCCAUUAGGAUUUCUAGCUCCAGUCGUCGUACGAGGCAAGAUGAUGAUCCAGGACUUAUGGAGACUCAAAAUCAAUUGGGAUGAAUCACUUCCUCAGGAGUACGUUCGAAAAUGGAGAAACUUCAGAGAAAAUAUCAAUGAACUAGAGAAGAUAUCUGUACCCAGAUGGCUGAGAAUCUCAUCAAACACAUCUGGCAUCGAGAUUCACGGAUUUGCAGAUGCAUCAACCGUUGCAAUGAGUGCAGUGGUGUAUAUCCGUUGCAAGGAGAUCAACAAACCAGCAUCAGUGACAAUGGUCUGCGCUAAAACAAAGGUGGCGCCUCUCAAACGUAUGACCAUCCCCAGACUCGAGUUAACCGCAGCUGUACUGCUCACUCAGCUAGUGGUCACAACGCAGAAGAUGCUGGAAUUAACAGACGAGAAAAUUCACCUAUGGUCUGAUUCAGCAGUAGCACUGGCUUGGAUCAGGAGCCACUCAUCACGAUGGAAGGACUUCGUUCAAAAUCGAGAAAAUCCAGCUGACUGCGCCUCCAGGGGAAUAACAACGAGGGAAUUAUCAGAGCAUAAACUAUGGUGGUCAGGACCCGAGUGGCUAACUCAAGAGAAUGACCACUGGCCAUCAUCACCAAUCGACAUUCCAGAGGAAGCAGCAAUAGAAGCAAGAGCAACUCCAGCUCAUCCAGCAACAGCAAUGCAGGUUAAAGAAAUUGCGGCAAUCCUCAAUAAAUACUCAACACUAGAGAAAGUCCUACAAGUAUCAGCCACAAUAAGUAGGGCAAUCAAGAGAUUUAGAAGAGAAGAGGUCCCCCAGUCACCUGUCCUUACAACUCAAGAGCUCAACGAGGCCAGGAUAUUCUGGGUAAAAUUAACACAAACUCAAUAUUUUGCCUCUGCUUACAGGAUACUUGUGAGAGAUCAACAACUGCCAAAAAAUCAUCCAAUGGCUAAGUUGACGCCAAUAAUCAAUGAAGAGGGCAUCAUCAGACUUGGUGGCCGCCUCAAAAACUCUCUAUUAGACCCUGACGAGAUUCAUCCAGUUAUUCUACCUCGUCAGUCUCGCCUCACCACAUUAAUUAUCGAAGAAGCUCAUCGGAGAACCCUGCAUGGCGGCACUCAACUAACACUAGCCUACACCCGCCAGAAAUAUUGGAUCAUCGGAGGACGAGGAACGGUACGCGCGUAUAGUUUACGCUGCGCCAUUUGCACCAGGCACCGAGCAAGAAGGGCGCAGCAACAGAUGGGCCAGCUACCAGCCGUAAGAGUAUCUCCGACGAGAGCGUUUCUCCACACGGGAGUGGACUACGCAGGACCCCUUCCCAUCCUCAAAUGGCGACCCACAAACGCUCAACCCUCACGGGUACAUAUUGCAGUAUUUGUGUGUUUUAGUACAUCAGCAGUCCAUUUGGAGUUGGUUACAAGGGAAACGGUAGAGGGAUUCAUCGGAGCCUAUAAGCGAUUCACCGGAAGGAGAGGUAUCCCAACGGUCAUGUACAGUGACAACGCAACAACGUUCACCGGAACGUCCAAGGUCCUCACCAGGCUCUACAAUCAGCAGACCGAAGAAAAUCAGCAAAUCCAAGCUGCCCUCGCCACGAAUGGGAGCCAGUGGAGCUUUUCACCGCCUAGAGCCCCCCAUUUCGGUAGAAAAUGGGAGGCAGCCGUUAAAUCGACGAAGCAUCAUCUAAAGAGAGUCCUCGGGCCAUCGACAUACACAUAUGAGGAACUCAAUAGCGUCCUGGUUCCGAUAGAAGCCUGUCUGAACUCCAGGCCAAUCACCCUAAUGUCGGAUGACCCAGAGGACCUACAAGCGCUCACCCCAGGACACUUCCUGAUCGGUGAGCCUCUGCAACUAGUUCCAGAGCCAUCACUAGUCAAUGAGAAUCCUAUCAAGCUGCAGAGAUGGAAUCUAGUCACGCAGAAGGUCCAACAAUUCUGGGCCAGGUGGUCCAGAGGAUGCCUUCAAAGAUACCAGGCCAUCUACAAGUGGAAUCAACGGAGAGAAAACAUCAAGGUCGGGGACAUGGUUCUCAUGGUAGAUGAGGACUAUCAACCCGCACAAUGGCCAAUAGCAAGAGUUAUAGCUGUUCAUCCAGGAGCUGACAGUUUAACAAGAAUAGCAACUGUCAGAACAUCAAGAGCAGUCGUUCCAACAAAUCAGAACGGCACACCCAUCAUCGAGAGAGUUAGCAGUACGAGUACGACGUUCAAGAGACCUAUCGCCAAGCUCUGUCUCUUACCGACGGAUCCACCACCAGCAGAAACUCCUCCAGAAGAUGAGCCAGAGCCAGAGCCAGAGUUAAUCGACGAGUAA
Messenger RNA from Diachasmimorpha longicaudata, 5463 nucleotides. RefSeq lists its product as uncharacterized. Gene Ontology annotation, molecular function: nucleic acid binding. The record is from RefSeq and is a predicted model, not a curated record. NCBI's taxonomy places the organism in Eukaryota, Metazoa, Arthropoda, Insecta, Hymenoptera, Braconidae. Gene Ontology annotation, biological process: DNA integration. The coding region runs from base 1 to 5463 and encodes 1820 amino acids. The transcript has 4 exons.